AGAGAAAAAUGAGAACAUAUUCUUUGUUACUGUUGUUCCUCUGUUUUAAAAGUGGUGUUCCUUACUGCUGGAAACCAAACCAUAAUCCGUUCCAGGGUGUUCCUGAGGUUACCAGACUUGAUGCAUCGUCAGUUCGGCUUGUUUGGGAAGACAUUUUUCCUAAGGGGACAGGAUGUGAAGAUGUUGAUUUUUUAAUCAAAUCACAUCCCUUGGAAUCUCCAUCAAACUACAAGUUGUCUGAUUUUACAUUGCGAGGACAACGUUCAGCAACCCUUACUGUUCCUUCUGGAUCAGAUUUCAUUUUUCAGGUUAUAGCACGUGAAGACAAGGGUUCAAGUGUUGGUAUUGAGUAUGCGUAUUCUAGACCUGCAACAAGCCUAGCCAACCCUACAGAUAAACAGAAGGAUACGUUGAAGAAAAGUAUAUGGGUUGCUGGAACGAAUUCAAGAACUGGGGGAAAUGGGGAUGCAGAAGAUCGUUAUGAUCCACUUCCCCGCCCUACCCUACCCUCAUAUAGACAACCACGCCCUACUACUCCUGCAACUCCUCAACCACGCCCUUCCACUACUGCAGCUCUUCAACAACGCCCUACCACUCCUUCUGCUCUUCGACCACGCCCUACUCCACCCACCUUGGCUCGGGACACACCUUCUCAAACAGACAAUCCACUAAAGUCUUUUCAUGAGCAGUAUUCAAAUCCCUCAAAUACGUUUCAUCAAGAAACUGAGAAAUCCUCAACAGAAAGGGUUUAUUUGAAACCCCAGGUUAAAGCACUGGACUCUAAUCCUGACUACUAUAACGGAUUAGAUGAGAAUGUUGAAGUGAACCCCUGGUAUAUCUAUGAGUGUGUACCACUAUUGAAAAAUCUACCAACUACUCAGGAAUCAUCAAAUUCAAUUCUAAAGAAGUUCAUUCAGCACAUGAACGGAAAUGCAGUACACACAGUCCGGAACUUUAUCAGUAAUGAGAAGAGUUGUAAUAAAGAGGAGAGAAAGAGAGGACACCUAGUGUCUGCAGAUGGAACUAACAAGUGCUGCUCUACUCCCUGGGGGGAUAAUAGUCCACAGUCUGUCUGUUAUGAUCAGUUUGCAAGGUGUGAUGGUGAUUGUAUCCCCCAAGACUGGAUCGAGGACGGUUGGCCGGAUUGUAUGGACGGAGCGGACGAAUCUAAUCUAGCAGUCGACGGAAAGGUUCUUCCGUUUCAGCUUGGAUGCAUCCAUUGCGCUGGUGUUGUUCUAUCCGCAGGAUUUCUUUGUAGAGAGUCUGGCGGAUUAACAAGAUCAUGCGUUGAAGGUAUUCUUGGACCAGGAGAAUGUAAUGUGUGCAUUGGAGAAUAUAUGAAUCUUUAGAAUUUUAAUUAUAUUCUUAUUUUCUAUUGGUUGUAACAAAUAGAGCUCUUUCCUUUUAAAAAAAUGAAUUGGGUCGUUGCCACUAACUCAAAUUUCAAAAUCUUCGCAACCUGAUGGGUUAAACCCUUAAUAUUAUUUGGCAAAUUUAUAAGGUUAUAUUAUAAGACCAGAGUUUGUGACAAAGACUCAAUUCCUUUAUCUUGCAACUCGAUUAUAUGUAUGUUUGAAUACUUUUUGCCAAUGCUAUUAUACUAUUCACAAAGGUACCCUGAGGAAGAAAGUGCCAUUUUUGAUAAUUUUUGCGGCGACCUUUUCUUGAAAUGCAUAGAACAUUUUUAAUUUCAUCAUAAUACAUGUAUUUAAAUUUUUUUUUGAAUUUUCAACCAAAACAAUAAUUUGAAGUUGGCAGAUUUCAUUUUUAAUAAUACAUGUAAUCUAAAGGUGACAGAAAAUAUCCAAAAAAAGGUGUCAGAACUUUCCCUGGGAUAUUUAGAAAGGUGAAAAUGAUAUUUGAAGGAUUGAAGUAUGGUUUUGGUAAAUCAUAAAGACAUAUUAAAGGGAAUGUUCGUGAAAAAUGAAAGGGGGUAUAGGCUUAA
Molecule: messenger RNA, 1945 nt
Organism: Eurytemora carolleeae
Lineage: Eukaryota; Metazoa; Arthropoda; Copepoda; Calanoida; Temoridae
Exons: 17
Coding region: 9-1349 (446 amino acids)
Molecular function (GO): protein binding
Source: RefSeq, a predicted model, not a curated record